AUGGCAUUCACUUCUGCUUCGAAACCGCAGCACUUCAUGGAGCUCACUCAAAACCCUCACCACCACCAUCGGUCGCUCCCUCACGAACUCUACCAGCCCAUGCCCAAGCCUCACCUCCUACACGGCGAGGCGAAGAGCUCCGCCGCUUCCGCAGCCCUGCAGAGUGAUGAAGCUAUCAUCUCCCGCCAUCGAACCGCCUCGACCUUUGACACCGAAAGCCAAUCUCCCACCCAAGCAUCCCCAUCUGAUCCUCUAGACCUCACGCGCCGUCUCAAAUCCCGGUCGGAGCUCGAGCACAUGACAGCCAACACAGCCCGGAAGCGGAAUGCAUGUAACCCGCUUCAUUUGGCGGGGCAGUCCCAACAGUCAAAGAUCGCGAAUUUCUACGAGUCACAGAAUGAACAGAUCCAGCGGCUGCUGAAACCUGUCGAUGAGCAUGUGAGAGAAGCAAGAGAUACACAAACAUCGACCCUGCUGCGAUUCCAAAUUGCGGUGUAUGGCUCGUUUGUGGCGAACAUCAUUCUUGCGGUGCUACAGGUGUAUGGCGCUGUUAGUUCAGGCUCGCUGUCCCUGUUUACAACCAUGGCGGAUGCCAUAUUCGACCCCCUUUCCAAUAUCACCCUCAUCUUAUCCAACAAGGCCGUCAACAAAGUCGAUGCUCGCAAAUUUCCCGCCGGGAGAGCACGAAUUGAAACAGCCGGAAACAUUGUGUUUUGUUUCCUUAUGACCGCCGUCUCUUUCAUCUUGAUUGCCUUCUCUGUGCAGGAACUGGCGAGAGGCUCAGAGGAAGAGACCAAGAGGUUCCAUCUCCCGUCUGUUGUUGCUGUGGGCGUUGCGUUCAGCACCAAACUUGGGCUAUUCCUGUACUGCUGGGCACUCAGGAACCAAUAUUCCCAAAUCCGCAUUCUCUGGGAAGAUCACCGUAACGAUCUAUUCAUCAAUGGCUUUGGUGUGUUGACGUCUGUGGGUGGGAGCCGGCUGCGUUGGUGGAUAGAUCCCUCUGGUGCCAUUGUGCUCUCAAUCUUGAUUUCCGUGUUGUGGCUCCAUACCGCAUAUUCGGAAUUUCAGCUCCUCAUCGGUAUCUCGGCCGACACCGAGACACAACAACUCAUCACCUAUGUCUCUAUGACACACUCGGACCACAUCAAACAUAUUGAUACCGUUAGGGCAUGGCAUAGUGGGCCACGAUUGGUGGUGGAAGUGGAUGUCGUUAUGGACCCGGAGGAGUCACUCCGAGUGAGCCACGACAUCGCCGAAGAUCUGCAGAUGAAGCUGGAGAGUCUUCCCAACGUGGAGAGAGCAUAUGUACACGUGGACUAUGAAUUUGAGCAUCGACCGGAGCAUUUCUUGAAAAAGGAAUUAUAG
Fonsecaea erecta is the source of this 1365-nucleotide messenger RNA. RefSeq lists its product as hypothetical. Gene Ontology annotation, molecular function: monoatomic cation transmembrane transporter activity. Gene Ontology annotation, biological process: transmembrane transport; monoatomic cation transport. The record is from RefSeq and is a predicted model, not a curated record. Bases 1 to 1365 code for a protein of 454 amino acids. Lineage: Eukaryota; Fungi; Ascomycota; Eurotiomycetes; Chaetothyriales; Herpotrichiellaceae. Gene Ontology annotation, cellular component: membrane. The transcript has a single exon.